AUGCAAAAGUUUCAUUCUUUAGCAUCUUUUAUUCUUCCUUCAUGUUAUGUUAUUCUUUUACCAUUUGUUGGAUGCUCAUCCCAUGAAGAGUUUAGUCAAUCUUCCAGAAAUCACAAGAUCAGUAAAGAAGAAAAUAUACACAAGUUGAGUCCUCAGAUGGCAUCAAAUAUUACAGUUCAUGGUCUUCUCUUGUGGACUUCAAUAGGGUUCUUAAUGCCUGUUGGGAUACUAACUAUCAGAAUGUCCAGUAAAAAGGAAAUUGGAAGCAGAGAAGCUAAAGUGUUCUUCUAUCUCCAUAUUAUUUUGCAGAUACUUUCAGUGGUUCUAGUGACAAUUGGAGCUGUCAUGUCCAUCAAGAACUUCGAGAAUUCGUUUGAUAACAAUCACCAAAAGUUAGGUCUAGCACUUUAUGGAGCCAUGUGGGUGCAAGCCUUGAUUGGAUUCUUCAGGCCUCCUAGAGGAAAUAUAAGAAGAAGUACAUGGUACUUUCUUCAUUGGCUAUUUGGAACAGUGAUUUCUCUUAUGGGGAUCAUCAACAUCUACACUGGUUUAAAAGCUUACCAUGAUAAAACUUCAAGAAGCACUACAAUUUUUACUAUACUUUUCACGGCUGAGAUCUGUUUCUUGGCUUUCUUUUAUCUCUUACAAGACAAAUGGGAUUAUAUGCAAAAGCAAGGACUGAUUUUAGGCGAUAAUGUUGAUGCAGUCCCUUCCUCCAUUCAAGUUAUUACUCAAAGGGAAAACGAAAAAGUGUUGCCGCCAGAACCAUGCGGAAAACGCAACGCAUUGAGGAAUUUGUUUGACUAGCUAGCUAACGUUGGGUUCUUAAAUCAUUUCAUCUUAAUUUAUUAUCUCGUUGUUAAUGUGGAUUCAUGGUUUUUCAUAGUCCACGUUUUGAUGCAUGUCCCAUCCCAUUAGCUUAUUUAUUAAACGGCUAUGGUGGAAAUGCAUCAAAACGUGAAGUAUGA
Molecule: messenger RNA, 968 nt
Organism: Pistacia vera
Lineage: Eukaryota; Viridiplantae; Streptophyta; Magnoliopsida; Sapindales; Anacardiaceae
Product: cytochrome b561 domain-containing protein At4g18260-like
Exons: 4
Coding region: 1-807 (268 amino acids)
Molecular function (GO): transmembrane monodehydroascorbate reductase activity
Source: RefSeq, a predicted model, not a curated record